AUGGAGAACAAGUGUGGGGUGUUGCUAAAAAUGGUCGUCAUUUCUCUUCUUAGUCUCUUUUUCAUGCUUCAUCUCUCUCCAACUAUGGCUCAAGAAGAAUCUCUAAAGACCAUCGAGAUAGAUGAAAAUCAAAGCAGCUUACCGACAUACAUAGUUCACGUUAAAAGGCCAGAGGGUAGAAUUACUUUGCAAUCAGAAGAGUUGGAUAGCUGGUACGAAUCUUUCUUGCCUUCCACCAGCGAAAGCUCGAACGAGCAACCACGCAUGGUGUAUUCGUUCCGAAAUGUGGUCACCGGUUUUGCAGCAAAAUUGACAGAAGAGGAAGUGAAAGCCAUGGAGAAGAUGGAUGGUUUCAUUUCAGCACGGCCAGAAAGGAUUCUGUCCUUACAUACAACUCACACUCCUGCCUUCUUGGGGUUGCACCAGGGGUUGGGAGUUUGGAAAGAUUCGAAUUUGGGGAAGGGUGCGAUAAUUGGAGUUUUGGACACUGGGAUACUGCCGGAUCAUCCUUCAUUUAGUGAUGAAGGAGUGCCUUCUCCCCCUGCUAAAUGGAAAGGCAAGUGUGAAUUCAAUGCGGCGGCGUGCAAUAACAAACUAAUUGGCGCAAGAAGUUUCCAAAAUGGAAGAAAAGUGGUUAUACCGCCAUUUGACGACGCAGGGCAUGGCACCCACACGGCAAGCACUGCAGCGGGAAAUUUUGUUAAAGGUGCCAACGUUUUUGGGAGUGCUAAUGGUAUUGCGGUUGGCAUGGCGCCCUUUGCUCACUUGGCAAUCUACAAAGUAUGUUCCGCAGGCGGAGGUUGUGCCGAGAGUGACAUAUUGGCUGCGAUGGACACUGCCGUUGAGGAUGGUGUGGAUGUGCUUUCCCUCUCUCUUGGUGGAGGCUCUUCUCCUUUCCAUGCCGACGGGAUUGCAUUGGGUGCAUUUGGUGCGAUCCAAAAGGGAAUUUUUGUAAGCUGUUCUGCUGGGAAUGGCGGUCCCUUUUAUGGUUCUUUAUCGAACGAGGCCCCAUGGAUUCUCACAGUUGGAGCGAGCACCAUUGACAGAAGCUUUACGGCAACAGCAAAACUUGGAAACGGGGAUCAAUAUGAUGGCGAAUCCCUAUUCCAGCCUAAAGAUUUCAAUUCAACAUUAUUGCCUCUUGUUUAUGCAGGCGCAAAUGGUAACAUGUCAUCUGCUUUCUGUGCCCCGGGAUCCUUGAAUGACAUUGAUGUGAGAAGAAAAGUAGUGUUGUGUAAGAGAGGAGGGGGGAUUGGAAGAACUGAAAAAGGCCAAGUAGUUGCACUUGCUGGUGGAGCCGCCAUGAUUCUCAUGGACCUAGAGAUCAAUGGCUUUACUACCCCAGCUGAUCCUCACGUACUUCCUGCAACAUUGGUGAACUAUUCUGCGGGUUUGAAAAUCCUAGCCUACAUAAACUCAACCUCCGCACCAACAGCCACAAUCUUGUUUAAAGGAACUGUAAUUGGAGGCUCAUCUGCUCCCAUUGUUGCCUCCUUUUCUUCCAGAGGCCCAAGCGAAGAAAGCCCUGGAAUCUUGAAACCAGACAUCAUUGGACCCGGCGUAAACAUUCUAGCUGCAUGGCCAGUUCCUGUGGACAAUAACACGUAUUCAAAAUCAACAUUUAACGUCAUUUCCGGCACCUCAAUGUCUUGCCCUCACCUCAGUGGCAUUGCAGCUUUGCUCAAGAGCUCCCACCCCAGCUGGUCACCUGCUGCCAUCAAGUCAGCAAUCAUGACCACCGCUGAUGUGCUAAACCUUGGAGGAAAGCCCAUUUUCGACCAAAGGCUUCUUCCUGCUGACAUCUUUGCUACCGGUGCAGGCCAUGUUAACCCAACAAAAGCAAACAACCCGGGGCUUGUUUACGACACCAAACCUGAGGAUUACAUUCCAUAUUUAUGCGGUUUGAACUACACUGACAUACAGGUAGAGCUCAUUGUGCAACGCGCGGUGAACUGCUCGCAAGUAGAAAUCAUAGCGGAAGCAGAGUUAAACUAUCCUUCAUUUUCAAUCGUACUGGGAUCCAGCACUCAGGAUUACACGCGGACGGUGACAAACGUUGGCCUGGCUAAUUCCACUUAUACUCUGGAUCUUCUUGUACCUCAAGGGAUAGGUAUGAGUGUAAAUCCUAACAGGCUUACAUUCACAGAGGCGAACCAGAAGGUGACUUAUUCAGUGGAAUUCAUCCCACAAAGUGGCAGCAUCGGCAAGCCAUUUUCUCAGGGAUACCUGAGAUGGGUUUCUGAUCGUUACUCAGUUACAAGCCCAAUAACUAUCAUUUUUAAAUGA
Messenger RNA from Juglans microcarpa x Juglans regia, 2286 nucleotides. RefSeq names its product subtilisin-like protease 3. The transcript has a single exon. Gene Ontology annotation, molecular function: serine-type endopeptidase activity. The record is from RefSeq and is a predicted model, not a curated record. Gene Ontology annotation, biological process: proteolysis. Bases 1 to 2286 code for a protein of 761 amino acids. NCBI's taxonomy places the organism in Eukaryota, Viridiplantae, Streptophyta, Magnoliopsida, Fagales, Juglandaceae.